Auxenochlorella protothecoides is the source of this 1044-nucleotide messenger RNA. Its product is annotated as Mitochondrial import inner membrane translocase subunit TIM50. The record is from RefSeq and is a predicted model, not a curated record. Lineage: Eukaryota; Viridiplantae; Chlorophyta; Trebouxiophyceae; Chlorellales; Chlorellaceae. Gene Ontology annotation, molecular function: phosphoprotein phosphatase activity. The coding region runs from base 1 to 1044 and encodes 347 amino acids. The transcript is spliced from 3 exons.
AUGGCAGCCGAUCCAACGCUCGCGUCCUGCUGCCAGCGCGAUGCCCAGGAGCAGGCUAUGGUUGCCAAGCUCAAGGCCUCGCUGACACUCGUCGACAGGAGCAGGCACAGGGAGCACCUGAGGGAGUCGGUGCUGGGCUGCACCCCCGGCGACACCAGGCCAGAUCGUGACAGCUUGGAGACGAGCGACGACGAAGAGCUCGGGAACGCGGUGUUCUUCGGCGGCGUGGCCGCCGCCUCCUUCUUCGGCUACUACUACUGGCGCUAUGAGGUGGACGAGCUGGAGGCGCUGGUGGAGUCCACCUCCCGCCCCGAGAACGCCUUCCCCGGCUCCGGCGCCUGGGCGGCAGUCAUGGGCUGGUAUGUGGAGCGGCGGCGCGCGCUGGAGGGGGAGGUGAAGAAGUACGCCGACCCGCCCAGCGACAAGCUGCUGCCCGACCUGCCCCCCGCCGCGCGGCACAUCAAGACCCUGGUCCUGGACCUGGACCACCUGCUGGUACACUCCCACUGGACGCGGGAGCGGGGCUGGCGCUGCUACAAGCGCCCCGGGGCCGAGGAGUUCAUCGCCGGCAUGGCGCAGUACUACGAGCUGGUGGUGUACACCGACAAGCUGUGCACCUACGUGGACCCCAUCCUGGACAGGCUGGACCCGCAGCGUCUCAUCCAGUACCGCCUGUACCGCGACUCCAACCAGUGGGAGAACAACGAGCACGUGCGCGACCUGACCAAGCUCAACCGCGACCUGGCCCAGGUCCUCUUCCUCACAGCCGACCCCGAGGCGCGCUUCAACCCCCCGGAGAACGGCAUCCGGCUGAAGCCGUGGAGGAAGGAGCCGGGGGACACGGGACUGGUGGACAUGCUGCCCUUCCUGGAGGCGGUGGUGGCCACCCAUGUGCCCGACGUGCGUCGCACCGUGGCCGCCUAUGCCGAGGAGGAGGACAUCCCCCAGGCCUUCAAGGCGCGCAUGGCAGCCGUGACAGAGCAGCGCGCGCAGCGGCAGGGGGUGGGCCGCGGCCUGCUCUCUGGCCUGGCUGGCGGCAGGUGA